CUUCUGACAGCUGGAGAGGUCUUGAGUAGAUCACAAGUUCUUUUUCUUGCUGCAGGCUAGGUGUCAGUUGGAUUUGGCAUGGAGGAGAAAGCGCUCCUGCUGUUCUGCCGCUGACUCCCCAGGCUCUGACCUACUAAAGCAGUUCCAAAGAUAACCAAAGAUCUUAAAAAAUGUAAAUAGUGUCUAUGAAGACAUAGUAGAGGACGUACCACCAUGGAUCGGGUGAUGACCCGCUGCCACUACCAAGGCUGGAUGAAAGUGAUUGAUAUGAGCGGUUCGUCUGUGCACUGGAUUUCUCGUGGGCAGCCGCUGAUGGAGCCCGUGAGCUGGAAGGUGAAGCUUUGCCUCCUGACUAAAUGUGAGCUGGUGCUGUUUGACAAAGCAGAGAUCAGCUGGUUACCCCUGGGAGAGCGACCAGCCGAGUUGUGCACAAUGUGGCUCCUGAGACAUGACCCCAGCACCUCAAAACAACGACAGCUGUGUAAGGAUAAGAGCACCCAAACCCCACAUAGAAAGUCACCCUCUGAACGGUUGGGCCGUCGGCGCAGCAUGCCUGGCACCACCACAAUGGAUAAAGCUUCAUCCACAAUUGAGGAGGCCUCCUCUGCAGCCCUGAGAGUCACGGGCUUCCUGAGUCGAAGGUUGAAAGGCUCCAUCAAACGCACCAAGAGCCAACCCAAGCUCGACCGAAACAGCAGCUUCAGGAACAUCCUCCCGGCCUUCAAGAACGCCGACAAUGACAGAUCCCAUCUGAUGCCGAGGCUGAAAGAGUCGAGGUCUCACGAGUCGUUGCUCAGUCCCAGCAGUGCAGUGGAAGCUCUGGAUCUCAGUAUGGAGGAGGAAGUGCUCAUCAAACCCGUGCACAGCAGCAUCCUAGGCCAGGACUUCUGUUUCGAGGUAACUACAUCAACAGGAAGUAAAUGCUUCUCUUGUCGGUCGGCAGCAGAGAGAGAGAAAUGGAUGGAGAAUCUCAGGCGAGCCGUGCAUCCCAACAAGGACAACAGUCGUCGGGUGGAGAACAUGCUAAAAUGUUGGAUUAUUGAAGCCAAGGACUUGCCUGCCAAGAAAAAGUACUUCUGUGAACUGUGUCUCGAUGACACGCUUUACGCUCGGACUACCUGCAAGCUCAAAACGGACAAUGUUUUCUGGGGCGAACACUUCGAAUUCAACAACCUGCCAUCGGUCAAGAGCAUCACUGUGCACCUGUACAAAGAAACAGACAAGAAGAAGAAGAAGGACAAGAACAAUUAUGUGGGGCUGGUCAACAUCCCUGUUGCUGCUGUGACGGGACGGCAGUUUGUGGAGAAGUGGUACACGGUGAGCACUCCUAACCCCAGCAAGGGCAAAGCCCCGGGGCCCAUGGUGCGCAUGAAAUGUCGCUACCAGAGUAUGAGCAUCCUCCCCAUGGAGCAGUACAAAGAGUUUGCUGAGUACAUAACCAACAACUACAUGCUCCUCUGUUCAGUCCUUGAGCCAGCAAUCAGUGUCAAGAGCAAGGAGGAGAUGGCAUGUGCACUCGUGCAUAUUCUUCAAAGCACCGGCAAGGCAAAGGACUUCCUGACAGAUCUGAUGAUGUCUGAGGUCGAUCGAUGUGGCGACAAUGAGCACCUGAUCUUUCGGGAGAACACGUUGGCUACCAAAGCCAUUGAGGAAUAUCUAAAACUGGUAGGCCAGAAGUACCUGCAGGACGCUUUAGGCGAGUUUAUCAAAGCGCUGUAUGAAUCAGAUGAAAACUGUGAAGUGGAUCCAUCGAAGUGCUCCUCCAGUGACCUGGCUGAGCACCAAGGCAAUCUGAAGAUGUGCUGUGAGCUUGCUUUCUGCAAGAUCAUCAACUCCUACUGUGUUUUCCCACGUGAGCUGAAGGAGGUGUUUGCGUCCUGGAGGCAAGAGUGCAGUAACCGCGGCCGGCCAGACAUCAGUGAGCGUCUGAUCAGUGCCUCGCUCUUCCUGCGCUUUCUGUGUCCUGCUAUCAUGUCCCCGUCGCUUUUCGACCUCAUGCAGGAAUAUCCUGAUGACCGCACGGCACGCACGCUCACCCUCAUCGCCAAGGUCACACAGAACCUCGCCAACUUCACCAAGUUUGGCAGUAAGGAGGAGUACAUGUCCUUCAUGAACCAGUUUCUGGAGCACGAGUGGACCAACAUGCAACGCUUUCUGUUGGAAAUAUCCAACCCAGAGACCAUCUCCAACACAGCAGGCUUCGAGGGCUACAUUGACCUAGGCCGAGAGCUUUCCACACUCCACUCGCUUCUGUCUGAGGCUGUCGCUCAGCUCGAUCAGAGCACAGCAACUAAACUGGGACCUUUGGUAAGGAUCCUGAGAGACGUAAAUGUGGCCCUGACUAACCCCACUGGAGCGCCGCUAUCCUCCCCAACGGAGCGUGUGGGUUCUCCCAGCAUGCCCGGCUGCAGUGUUUCAACCGGUCUGCACAAGCUAGUCAUGGACUCAGAGCUCAGCGGGUUGGUGGAUUUUACCCGACUGCCCUCUCCAACUCCUGAGAACAAGGAUCUUUUCUUCGUGACCAGGGCCUCGGGAGUCCAUGCAUCUCCAGCUCGCAGCUCCAGCUACUCAGAAGCAAAUGAGCCAGACAUGCAGAUCUCCAAUGGCAGCAAGAGCCUGUCCAUGGUAGACCUACAGGACACCAGAAGUGUUGAAAGCAGCGUCAAUACAGUGUCCAGUGACCCUACUAAUGACACCCAGGCCACCGGGGCAUGGGUUGCCCGUACUCUAAAAAGUGGGACACCUGGAGGUCCUACCCUGAGGAAGAGUGGGCAAACACCAUCUACACCAGGCAUAGAGAGUGCACCAGGCCGGCCCCAGUUGUUAGCUCCUCUCUGCUUCCAGAACCCUGUGUACCAGAUGGCAGCUGCUAUGCCAGUGUCUCCACGUGGUACUGCUGAUUCAGGUUCAGAAUGCCAAAGCUCAACUGGCUCCCAGGGCAAUCCUGAGGAUGUUGGCACACUAGGGAUCAAGCCUACAUUUAUCACACAAGCUAGCAUGGGCACAGGGUCCGGAGGUGGAGGAGCAGGCGCAAGUAAUGGUGACGACUUUGCAAGACGCUCUGGCGAGUUUACACGAAGACAGAUGUCCCUCACAGAGACCCAGCACCAAUCCAAUGUCCCGAGACAGAACAGCACCGGCCCACAAAGACGGAUUGAUCAGCCUCCUCCACCCACAGUCACUCGAGGACGAACUCCACCCAGCAUGCUCAACACUGCCCCCUAUCCACGGCCCUCCAGUGGCAGCAUGAUGUCAUCAUCAUCUCCUGAUUGGCCCAGCAACGGAGCCAGGCUCAGGCAGCAGUCCUCAUCCUCUAAAGGAGACAGUCCCGAGACCAAACAACGCACACUGCACAAACAGGCCCCGUCUCCAGUGAAUCCCAGCGCUCUAGACCGCACUGCUGCAUGGCUGCUAAAUAUGAACGCUCAGUAUCUGGAGCAGGAGGGAAUUGACCCAGAUUCCAAACACAGGGAAGACCUCCUCAGCAAGGAUGAGCUCAGCCAAGCUGAAAAGUAUCAGCAUGAGAUCAGCAUGCUGCAGGAGCGUCUCCGGCUGGCCCUGAAGAAACUCGAGGAGUACGAGUCACGUCUGCAGGCCCAGGAUGAUCAAACGCAAAAGAUGCUGCUGGAGUAUCAGGCUCGGCUGGAGGACGCUGAGGAGCGACUGCGCAGGCAGCAGGAGGACAAAGAACUGCAGAUGAAAAGCAUCAUCACCAGGUUAAUGUCGGUCGAGGAGGAGCUGAAAAAAGACCAUGCAGAUAUGCAGGCCAUCGUUGACUCCAAACAGAAGAUCAUUGAAGCACAGGAGAAGCGAAUCACAUCCCUGGAUGCUGCGAACGCUCGUUUGAUGAGCGCUCUGUCUCAGCUGAAGGAACGCUACAGCAUGCAGACUCGCAACGGCAUCUCCCCCACCAACCCCAGCAAACUGCAGAUCACAGAGAACGGCGAGUUCCGCAACAGCAGCAACUGCUAACAAACGAACACAAAGGAGAAAAAAAACCCUGUCGGGUACAAGGGCUACGGGUAAACAUGAAGAAAAUAUAAACAAACAGUCGACAAAAUAUUCGGGACUCUAUGGACUACAACACUUGCUCCUAAAUGUAAAGGCAGGAGGUGUUUGGCCUGUAGAGUUCAAAUGAAAUGUGUGAAGGACAAGGUUUAGUCUGUUUUACAGGUGUUAGUAGUACAAAACAAGCAGGUGUGUGAAACCUAGCGAUCAGAUCGGCUUUUGUAGUAGACAUAACGUCUGUUGUACACUCGUUCACUUGCCUAUGUUUUUAUGAACAAGCAAAUGACAAACUGGAUGACUGGAGCCUGGUGGUUGUGCUCUUGAAUUUGAAAGUUUGCUAGAAGCACGCUAAUAAUACAAAUGUAUAUUGUUAUUAUUUUUAUUAUUUUUAUUAUUUUAUUAUUAUUUGGUAAAGCACUUUAUUUAAGUGUUUUUGAUUUAUAUGAUUUCUGGAAGGCCAA
Messenger RNA from Silurus meridionalis, 4469 nucleotides. It is a transcript of the gene dab2ipa, whose product is annotated as DAB2 interacting protein a. The coding region runs from base 214 to 3972 and encodes 1252 amino acids. The transcript is spliced from 18 exons. Lineage: Eukaryota; Metazoa; Chordata; Actinopteri; Siluriformes; Siluridae. The record is from RefSeq and is a predicted model, not a curated record. Gene Ontology annotation, biological process: regulation of GTPase activity.